Capsella rubella is the source of this 1315-nucleotide messenger RNA. Its product is annotated as chaperone protein dnaJ C76, chloroplastic. NCBI's taxonomy places the organism in Eukaryota, Viridiplantae, Streptophyta, Magnoliopsida, Brassicales, Brassicaceae. Bases 98 to 1129 code for a protein of 343 amino acids. The record is from RefSeq and is a predicted model, not a curated record. The transcript is spliced from 9 exons. Gene Ontology annotation, molecular function: iron ion binding; electron transfer activity.
UUUUUUUGUAUCCUUCUCAAUUCUCUCAUAAGGGAGUAAGUAGUGAUCGGGUCGGAUCUGAUCGGAUUGUACAGGACCUUGUUGAGGCUCUUCUUCAAUGGCGCAGAUACUUUCCCCUGUUUGUACGGAUCUUCUGAAGUUCCAGAACUCAGUUCGUAGCUCCAGAUCAGGUGCCUCCCGGUUCUCGCCGAAGACCACCGGUGCUUCUUCGUCUUGGGGCUUACCUCGGUUCGCUGGAAAGAGGCGAAGUGGUUCCAUCGGGAGGUUGAGGGUUGCUACUGAGGAUGCUUCUUCUCUUUCCACCGGUGAUGUCGCCGAUGAUUACUAUGCCGUUCUCGGUCUGCUUCCAGAUGCUACACCGGAGGAGAUUAAGAAAGCUUACUAUAACUGUAUGAAAUCUUGCCAUCCAGACUUGAGUGGCAAUGACCCAGAAACCACAAACUUCUGCAUGUUUAUAAACGAUAUCUAUGAGAUUCUCAGUGACCCUGUACAGCGUAUGGUUUAUGAUGAAAUUCAUGGUUAUGCAGUGACUGCCACCAAUCCUUUUCUUGAUGACUCUACCCCAAGGGAUCAUGUUUUUGUUGAUGAGUUUGCUUGUAUAGGCUGCAAAAAUUGUGCCAACGUGGCUCCAGAUAUAUUUGAAAUUGAGGAAGACUUUGGAAGAGCAAGGGCCUGUAACCAGCGUGGCAACCCAGAUUUAAUUCAGCAGGCGGUUGAGACAUGCCCGGUUGAUUGUAUCCAUCAGACUUCUGCUGCACAGUUGUCAUUGCUUGAAGAUGAGAUGCGAAGGGUUGAAAGAGUUAAUGUUGCUCUGAUGCUUUCUGGAAUGGGAUCAGGGGCAGUCGAUGUUUUUAGAAUGGCGAGAUCUAGAUGGGAAAAGAGGCAAGCUAAAGUUUUGAAUCAAGCUAGAAGUAGAAUGAUGAAGCGGAAAAACAUAGAUGAAACACCUUCCUAUUGGGAUAACCUCUGGGGCAAAGAGAAUAAUUACCAGAAAAGCGAGGAAGAAGUACAAGAACGAGCACAACGAGCGGCCGCGGCAGCCAGAAGAUGGAGAGAAUACUCAAGAAGAGGCGUGGAUAAGCGUCCCACAUUCAAACUCCCUGACUCUGCUUCCAAAGGAGACAAUUGAAAUCGAUAUACAUAAGACGCUUAUAGUUGGAUAUAUAGGUAAAGUAGGUUUCUUACUAGAUCUUAUAUAUAUGUAAUCAUUUCAUAGACUUGUUUGUAUAGGAAGAAAAAACAAGUGUAUUUAAUUAACGUGUUCAGUUUUAUGUAUUAUGCACAAUUCUUGUGUUAUAGUGACGUGCCAAAAACC